Messenger RNA from Daucus carota subsp. sativus, 1347 nucleotides. Its product is annotated as basic leucine zipper 34. The transcript has 4 exons. Lineage: Eukaryota; Viridiplantae; Streptophyta; Magnoliopsida; Apiales; Apiaceae. Gene Ontology annotation, cellular component: nucleus. Gene Ontology annotation, molecular function: DNA-binding transcription factor activity; DNA binding. The record is from RefSeq and is a predicted model, not a curated record. Gene Ontology annotation, biological process: positive regulation of DNA-templated transcription. The coding region runs from base 206 to 1159 and encodes 317 amino acids.
UAAAGUGAUGAUCAUGAUGUUCUUGUGUCUGACUUUGCAGUUUUGUGCAUGUUCUGAUCUAUUAAUAUACUAAUAUCGAAACAGACUUUGGUGCAUUACAAUUAGUAAUAUAAUUAUCUUCCUCUGCGUUAUUCUUGGCUUAUAAAUUGGUUUUCGAUUACUUUGAGCUUAUAGUUGCAUUCGUAUUCAGUUAAUUAAUUUAAGAAUGGCACAACUUCCUCCAAAAGUUCCCAACAUGGCACCAAACUUGGCUGGUCUUUCUUCUUACUCUCACCACCAAAAAUUGCCUUCCAUGGAAAAUUUGAAUAGCUUGCAGUCACAUCCAUGGGUUGAUGACUACCUCAACUUCUCCUCCUCCACAAAGCGUAGGUCCCACAGAAGGUCUGCCAGCGACUCGAUUGCAUUUCUUGAGCAGGUGAGUGUGGACCACGAAGAAGAAUGCAAAGUGAGACCCUUGGCGCCAGGGUUCAGGACCAGUCAUGCUGCUGCUGCUCAAGAGUUUGAUCAAUUUGAUGAGGAGCAAUUUAUGGCCAUGUUUACUGAUGAUGAGGCCGUGGAUCUCACUGUAAUUUGUUCUAGCCCUUCUUCACCUUCUCAUCAUAAUUGCAAUAUUGAAGAUGAUCAGCAGAUGCAGCUAGGAAAUGGAUUUAGGUCUGGAAGUACUUUGGAUGGCCAGAAUGCUGCUGGUGAUGGUGUUGCGACUAUAGACAAUUACAAUGAUAGGAAUUUCGAUUCCAGACGAGUUAAAAGAAUCUUGGCCAACAGACAAUCUGCACAACGAUCACGGGUGAGGAAAUUGCAAUAUAUAUCUGAACUAGAACACGGUGUCAACUCAUUACAGGCUGAGAUCUCGGUGCUGUCACCACGCGUGGCAUUCCUAGACCAUCAGCGGCUGGUGUUGAAUGUGGAUAACAGUGUUCUGAGACAAAGAAUUGCAGCUCUCUCCCAAGACAAGAUUUUCAAAGAUGGUCAUCAAGAAGCAUUGAAAAUGGAAAUAGAGAGACUGAGACAAGUGUUUAAUUACCAGCAGAGUGUAAAGAAGACAGAUGAUGAUGACACAACACUACCCUUAGCUGAAUCAUUAGUACAAACAUCACCAGAGAAGGUCACUAAGCAUCCAAACUGCUCUUCUUUCAAUGAUCAAAUUAUGAUAAGAUAGGAUCAAUUAGCUCAUCACUUACUUUUUAAUAUUCCGCCGUAAGUUGCAGACUAAAAGCUGAUUAGAGUUUUAUGAUUUACCAUAGGCUUCAAGUGUUAAAAGGACUUGAUAUGUGUAUCUUGUUUGUAAACAGAGGCUAGUAUUAUCAAUCGAUUUUUUUUUCAUUCAACGAAAUAAUAUAACAGAAA